This is a messenger RNA of Saimiri boliviensis boliviensis (Bolivian squirrel monkey), 2474 nucleotides long. It is a transcript of the gene SLC18A1, whose product is annotated as solute carrier family 18 member A1. Gene Ontology annotation, biological process: transmembrane transport; xenobiotic transport; aminergic neurotransmitter loading into synaptic vesicle. The record is from RefSeq and is a predicted model, not a curated record. NCBI's taxonomy places the organism in Eukaryota, Metazoa, Chordata, Mammalia, Primates, Cebidae. Gene Ontology annotation, molecular function: xenobiotic transmembrane transporter activity; serotonin:sodium:chloride symporter activity. Gene Ontology annotation, cellular component: synaptic vesicle membrane; terminal bouton.
AUUGUUAAGUAUUUGAACAGCAAGGGAAACAGGAAGCAAUGAGAAACAAAAUCACCCUCCAGCUCUGAGUCACAGGACCAUCUCCUCUGGAAGGCCAUGUCAGCUGCAGCCCAGGGUUUGCAUUUUAAAACUCUUUCCAUCUAGGCCAGGAGUUGUGUCUCACGUCUGCAAUCACAGCACUUCGCUAGGCUGAGGCGGGAGGAUCACUUAAGGAAGCUAAUUGGGGCAUAUGGAGCCUCUUUGACUAAGUAGCAAGGAACGGGAAAUGCACUCUGGUUUCAUCUUGGCUUCUAGUUUGUGUGUUCAGACCCAGGGAACUAAGGGUCUGAAUAAAACCUGUUGGAGGUUGCAAUUAAAUCUUUGUGGACAAAGGGAACACACACGCGCAUGUACACAGCAUCCUCAGAUAACAGGAGGCAAUAAAUCCAUCAGCACAUCCGCAUUCAGAGAACGGCAUCCCUGCUGUCUUGCUAACAGCUGCCAGUACCUCCCUGAGUGCCUCUCACCGAGAUGGGCUCUAAGACUCCCUCCCCUCUUCUGUAAAGGCUGCAGGAGACCUGUAGCUGUCACAGGACCUUCCCUAAGAGCCUGCAGGGAAGACUGCCCCAGCCCGGCCCUCGUCAUGCUCCGGACUGUUCUGGAUGCUUCCCAGGGGUUGCUGAAGGAGGGGAGAGAGUCUCGGCAGCUGGUCCUGGUGGUGGUAUUUGUUGCUCUGCUCCUGGACAACAUGCUGCUUACUGUGGUGGUGCCAAUUGUGCCAACCUUCCUAUAUGCCAUGGAGUUCAAAGAAGUCAACUCUUCUCUGCACCUCAGUCAUGCCAGAAGUUCCCUGCAUGCCCUCACCUCUCCUGCCUUUUCCACCAUCUUCUCCUUCUUUGACAACAACACCAUGGCUGUUGAAGAGAGCAUGCCCAAUGGCACAGCAUGGGUGAAUGGCACUGCUAGCACCGUUCCGCCUCCAGCCACUGAAGCCAUCUCAGCUCAUAAAAACAACUGCUUGCAAGGCACAGAAUUCCUGGAGGAAGAGAAUACCAGGGUCGGGGUUCUGUUUGCUUCAAAGGCUGUGAUGCAACUUCUGGUCAACCCAUUCGUGGGCCCUCUCACCAACAGGAUUGGAUAUCAUAUCCCCAUGUUUGCUGGCUUUGUUAUCAUGUUUCUCUCCACAGUUAUGUUUGCUUUUUCUGGAACCUAUACUCUACUCUUCAUGGCUCGAACCCUUCAAGGCAUUGGAUCUUCUUUUUCAUCUGUUGCAGGUCUUGGGAUGCUGGCCAGUGUCUACACCGACGACUAUGAGAGAGGACGGGCCAUGGGAAUCGCGCUGGGGGGCCUGGCCCUGGGGGUACUGGUAGGAGCACCCUUUGGAAGUGUAAUGUAUGAGUUUGUUGGGAAGUCUGCGCCGUUCCUCAUCCUGGCCUUCCUGGCACUACUGGAUGGAGCACUCCAGCUUUGCAUCCUACAGCCUUCUAAAGUCUCUCCUGAGAGUGCCAAGGGGACUCCACUCUUUACGCUUCUCAAAGACCCUUACAUCCUGGUGGCUGCAGGGUCCAUAUGCUUUGCCAACAUGGGAGUUGCCAUCCUGGAGCCCACACUGCCCAUCUGGAUGAUGCAGACCAUGUGCUCCCCCAAGUGGCAGCUGGGUCUAGCUUUCUUGCCAGCCAGUGUGUCCUACCUCAUCGGCACCAACCUCUUUGGUGUGUUGGCCAACAGGAUGGGUCGGUGGCUGUGUUCCCUAAUCGGGAUGCUGGUAGUGGGUACCAGCUUGCUUUGUGUUCCUCUGGCUCACAACAUCUUUGGUCUCAUUGGACCCAAUGCAGGGCUUGGCCUUGCCAUAGGCAUGGUGGAUUCCUCUAUGAUGCCCAUCAUGGGACACCUGGUGGACCUACGCCACACCUCGGUGUAUGGGAGUGUCUACGCCAUCGCUGAUGUGGCUUUUUGCAUGGGCUUUGCUGUAGGUCCAUCCAUUGGGGGUGCCAUUGUGAGGACCAUUGGUUUCCCCUGGCUCAUGGUCAUCAUUGGGGUCGUCAACAUCAUCUAUGCUCCACUCUGCUACUACCUGCGGAGCCCCCCAGCCAAGGAGGAGAAGCUUGCUAUUCUGAGUCAGGAGUGCCCCAUGGAGACCCGGAUGUAUGCAACCCAGAAGCCCAUGAAGGAAUUUCCCCUGGGGGAGGACAGUGAUGAAGAGACUGACCAUGAAGAGUAGCUGCAGAAGGUGCUCCCUGAAUUUUAUGAUGCCUCAGUGACCACGUCUUUUGCUGGGACCAGAUCACCAUGGCUGAGCCCAGGGCUCAGUGGGCUUCACAUCCCUCUCCCCGGGUAUUUCUUUCUUCCCAUGGACACUGUCCCCGAUGCUCUCUCACCUGUGUAACCCGUAGCUCUCCCUCUAUGGCUCAGUGGCGCAUCUUUUGUGGAAGGACAGAGUGAUGCACCCUCCCAGGCUGCUGUGAGGUUGAUUAAACUUGAGCUGUGACGCAUUC